UAGACGAAGGGGAGAAAAAUCACUUUGUAUUGAAGAUUUUUUUUUUUAACUACAGUCCGUGUGCAGCACUUUGCAAGAAGUGUCUUAGUAGCUAUUAAAGCUCUAUGAUCAUGAAAUUUUAUGGGGGAGUUUCUCCAGAACUGGAGAAGCAGAUGGAGAAACUGGAGAAGCAGAUGUCUCAUGUUUCAUCUAAGAAAGGUCUCUGUGUUUUUUUUUCUUGUUCUUUAACUGAUGAUGGAGGCAGCAAAGAUUUGGUUUUGAGUUGAUAAAAUUUUCCAACCGCUUUAGGAAUAUUUUAGAAUAUAGUAAAGAAAGAUUCUGAGAAUCCAAGAGCUUAAAGAGGUUUGGUGUACGAGGAUGAGAAAAAAGAUGAAAAAGAAAGUGGGCGGGUAGGGGUUUACCUACAUCUUGUGGAAUAAGAAUCAAAGUUAACUGUUUGUUGUUUAGUGGUUACACCAAAAUCAGUCUAUACAGGUUAGACUAUCCUGCCUUCAACUCAACUUCAUAUAAAAAGGUAACUCUCUGCUUACUCUUUCUUCUCACAAGUCAGAAUCAAAAUGGAGCAAGUCUGGUUAUUCUGUGUGUUGUUGGUUUUUGUAGCUUCACUUGUUAAUGCAGAAGUUCACUUCCAUGAGUUCAUUAUCCAAGAGACGCCGGUGAAGAGGCUGUGCAGAGUUCAUAACUCCAUCACGGUGAACGGACAGUUUCCAGGGCCAGCCUUGGAGGUCAGAAACGGUGAUUCUCUUGUCAUCACUGCCAUUAACAAAGCUCAGUACAACAUCAGCCUCCACUGGCAUGGGAUAAAGCAGAUGAGGAAUCCAUGGGCGGAUGGACCAGAAUACAUAACACAAUGCCCAAUCAAACCAGGAGGGAGUUACACCUACAGAUUCAACAUCGAAGAACAAGAAGGUACCUUGUGGUGGCACGCCCACAGCAGAUGGCUGAGAGCCACCGUGUAUGGAGCUCUCAUCAUCCGCCCUCCGCUCUCUUCUCCUCAUUACCCUUUCCCAGUUCUCCCUAAGAGAGAGUUCACUCUCCUCUUAGGUGAGUGGUGGGACAGAAACCCCAUGGAUGUCCUGAACAUGGCUCAGUUCACGGGAGCUGCACCAAACGUCUCAGACGCCUUCACCAUCAACGGUCAGCCUGGUGAUUUCUACAGAUGCUCCAGCCAAGAAACUUUGAGGUUUCUGGUGGGAUCAGGAGAGACAGUCCUCCUCAGGGUCAUCAACUCUGGCUUAAACCAAGAGCUCUUCUUCGGUGUGGCGAAUCACAAACUCACUGUGGUUGCUGCGGAUGCGUCCUACACCAAACCUUUCUCCACCAAUGUCAUAAUGUUAGGUCCAGGUCAGACAACUGAUGUGCUUCUAACCGCAGACCAACCGCCAGCACACUACUACAUGGCGGCACACGCUUACAACAGCGCCAACGCUCCCUUUGACAACACCACCACCACAGCAAUCCUGGAGUACAAAGACGCCCCCUGUGUUACUAGUCAAUCACAGGCACGUGCAAUCCCCGCGCAGCUGCCAGGAUUCAACGACACAGCAACAGCAGCAGCCUUCACAGCGCAGAUGAAGAGUCCUUCAAAAGUUGAAGUACCCCUCGAGGUCGACGAGGACUUGUUCUUCACGGUGGGGUUGGGACUAUUCAACUGCCCAACCCCCAACACGCAAAGAUGUCAAGGCCCUAACGGAACACGCUUCACCGCCAGCAUCAACAAUGUCUCUUUCGUCUUCCCUAAAAGAAACUCCAUCAUGCAAGCCUAUUACCAAGGCACUCCCGCUGGAGUUUUCACCACAGACUUCCCUCCUGUUCCUCCAACCACAUUUGACUACACAGGAAACGUGAGCAGAGGGCUAUGGCAGCCUACACGCGGAACAAAGGCCUACAAGCUAAAGUACAAGUCCAAAGUACAAGUCAUACUGCAAGACACAAGCAUCGUGACCAUUGAGAAUCACCCAAUGCAUCUCCACGGGUACGAGUUCUAUGUAGUUGGGACAGGUAUUGGUAACUUCAACGCGAACAAAGACACAUCCAGCUUCAACCUCAUUGAUCCGCCACGGAGAAACACAAUUGGAACCCCUCCUGGUGGAUGGAUAGCUAUCAGAUUCGUGGCGGAUAACCCUGGAGUGUGGCUGAUGCAUUGCCAUAUAGACGCACAUAUAUUCUGGGGUCUGGCUAUGGUCUUUUUGGUCGAGAACGGUGAAGGGCACUUGCAGUCUGUACAGUCUCCACCAUUGGACUUACCUCAGUGUUAAAAAGACUCAAUAUAAACACUCAUAGACUUGUAUAUCUUCUUCCUUUUUCCAGCAUGAUUUGUUAAGUA
This is a messenger RNA of Brassica napus (rape), 2326 nucleotides long. RefSeq names its product laccase-13. Gene Ontology annotation, cellular component: apoplast. Gene Ontology annotation, molecular function: hydroquinone:oxygen oxidoreductase activity; copper ion binding. Gene Ontology annotation, biological process: lignin catabolic process. NCBI's taxonomy places the organism in Eukaryota, Viridiplantae, Streptophyta, Magnoliopsida, Brassicales, Brassicaceae. The transcript has 4 exons. The record is from RefSeq and is a predicted model, not a curated record. The coding region runs from base 558 to 2258 and encodes 566 amino acids.